UUGGCAUCUAUUACAACGUUGUCCAGAGUUAGCUGUUACAAAAGACCUCUUUGGUGAAACCCCUAUAUAUGCAUUGGCUUCAGUUCCUUCCUCAUUCCCAUGUGGCAAGCGACUCAUAUUUUGGAAGCAGUGGAUCUAUGACGGUUACUAGCUAACUCUAUCUAUCUUUUCUCACACUCACCUUACCUUCUAUUAGCUAUACUUUGAAUACGCUUAAUUACAAGCUCAUGACUAUUAUAGUGUUUUGAUUAAUUUCGACUAAUAGGCAUAAAAAAGCAGCAUUCUUCUACUCUUUCACAUGAUGGUGAUGCAAAUGUUCAUAAUGCAGGAAAUAGCCAAGGUCAAAAGCAUGAUUCUUCUGUUACCAUUAACAUCCCCGAUAACGUUCAGAAUAUUGAAAAUGGCCAAGUAAAAAAAAACAGUAUAAUGGAUACAGUUGCAGGUUCACUCGCCAGAAUUUAUAGGAAUUUGUGGAAGCAUACAGGAAUUCCUGAAAUAUACGAAACCAAACGGAUUCAUGAUCGGUCUAAUGAUUUUCUUGAGUGCAUGUGCGAAGUGAUAAAGGACUUAAACCACAAAGCUAUUCAAGAUGGUAUGGUAUAUGCUGCAGUAUUACGAGCUGUUGAACGGGGGAUUCCUGAGUUCGUUACUCGUGUAUGUAAAGAAAAUCGAGAACUUGUGCGUAGUACUAAUGAACUCGGAAGGAGCAUAUUUCAUUACGCAAUUGAAUGCCGGCAGGAAAAAGUUUAUAGCCUUAUAUACGGGCAUGACAUGAGAAGUGCGAUUUCAACAAUUACAGAUCAUUCCAACAAUAACAUGUUACAUAUGGCCGCAUUUUUGUCCCCAUUCUCGCAACUUCAUAAAAUUCCAAGUGCGGCUAUGCAAAUGCAGAGAGAACUACAAUGGUUCAAGGAGGUAGAGAACAUUGUAGCUCCUAAGGCUCGUGAACUUGUUAACUGGACAGACCAUAUGACUCCACGAGAGCUUUUCACAAAAACUCACAGUAAAUUGUUGAAAGAUGGAGAAAGUUGGAUGAAAGAGACGGCGACUUCUUUUACAGUCGUCGGUGCUCUCAUUGUCACAUUGAUGUUUGCUACUGCGUUUACUGUUCCGGGAGGAUAUAAUCAAGAUACAGGUCUCCCCAUCUUCAUAGACGAAAGGUUAUUCAUGGUGUUUAUAAUUUCUGAUGCCACAUCGUUAUUUUCUGCAACAACUUCAUCAUUGAUGUUUCUGGGCAUCUUGACUUCACGUUAUGCAGAAGAUGAUUUCCUAAAAUUGUUACCUACAAAAAUGAUAAUUGGGCUAUUCACGCUCUUUUUCUCUAUUACAACCAUGAUGAUAGCUUUCUGUGCUGCCCUUCUACUUAUAUUGCAAGAGAAACCGUGGACAGCCAUUCCAAUCAUUUUGCUCUCUUGUGUUCCGGUGACGUUAUUCGCAGCAAUAAAAAUUCCACUUCUGGUCCAUAUGAUUGCGUCAACUUAUGGACGAGGAAUAUUCAAUAACAAGGUCGACAAAUGGCUAUAAGGCUAUGCAAUUAAUUAUGCAUUCAUUUAUUUACAAUUAUUUUUCACAAUUUUUUCAUUAACUAUUAUGUAAA
This is a messenger RNA of Argentina anserina (silverweed cinquefoil), 1597 nucleotides long. RefSeq names its product protein ACCELERATED CELL DEATH 6-like. Gene Ontology annotation, cellular component: membrane. The record is from RefSeq and is a predicted model, not a curated record. Lineage: Eukaryota; Viridiplantae; Streptophyta; Magnoliopsida; Rosales; Rosaceae. Bases 427 to 1524 code for a protein of 365 amino acids. The transcript is spliced from 5 exons.